Molecule: messenger RNA, 4062 nt
Organism: Numida meleagris (helmeted guineafowl)
Lineage: Eukaryota; Metazoa; Chordata; Aves; Galliformes; Numididae
Product: solute carrier family 22 member 15-like
Exons: 12
Coding region: 432-1895 (487 amino acids)
Biological process (GO): transmembrane transport
Cellular component (GO): membrane
Molecular function (GO): transmembrane transporter activity
Source: RefSeq, a predicted model, not a curated record
ACCUAUUUUCAUGAGGUGCUCUACUCGGGUGAAGUCAAAACGAGAGAAAACAUUUCCCAAAAGAGUAUGGAUUCCUUGGGAAGGCUUUCUCGGUGGGCUGCACGACCCGCCCGGUCGUCCCGCAGGUGUCGGCUCCCCCGGCCGCAGGUCAGUACGGUCGGUGGCUGUGGAGCCGGCGGGCUGCUGGCCGUGUGCGGGCGCCUGGUGCCUCCCCGGGCGGGAGUGCGGGGGGCAGCCGCGAGGGGGUUGGGCGGAUAGCCGGUGAAGCACGUUGCUUAUCCUAAAAUCGAGCUCUAGGUUGGAGCUGUACUUGAGUCCAACGCCGCGCGGAGCAACGCCCGGCUCGCUCUGCCGGGGACGCAGGUGAGGAGGGCGGGGAGCGCGGGGCGGGCCGGGGCGGGCGCAACUGAGCGCGGCGUGCCGGGCGGGCCAUGGCGGUGGGGCUGGAGGAGGCCUUCGGCGCGGCGGGGGAAUUCGGCGGCUCGCAGCGGCGCCUCACCGCCCUGCUGGUGCUGCUGCAGGUGUACGUGGCAUGUCAGUCGGUGCUCAUUGUGCUGGUGGGCGCAGUGCCCCAGUACCGCGUGGAGCGAGCAGCGGCCGCAGCCAGCGGGGCCCAGCGUGUCCACUUCCUGAGCAACUUCACCUCCAUCGUGACCGAGUGGUAUCUAAUUGAACAAGAAGCCUACAAAGUGAGCCUUGCAUCAUCCCUCUUUUUUGCUGGAUUGCUUAUUGGAAAUAUUACAUUUGGCCCUUUGUCAGAUAAACUGGGCAGGAAACCAGUAUAUAUCUCAGGUCUAUUUUUUGAUAUCAUUUUUGGGUAUGUCACAGCAUUAGCUCCAAAUUAUGGCAUAUUUGCAGUUUCACGUUUUCUUGUUGGAAUUGUGAAUGGUGGAAUGGCUCUUGUGUCUUUUGUCCUAACACAAGAAUAUGUAGGAAAAUCAUUUUGGUCAUUUACAGGUUCGUUAACUAACUUGACGUUUGCAGUCGGCAUAGCUGUUUAUGCUUUACUGGGUUACUGUGUAAGAGAGUGGCGCUACCUGGCAUUGGUAUCCAAUACUCUGGGAGUCAUCUUCCUCCUUCUUUCUUUUAUGCUUCCAGAGUCACCACGAUGGCUGUACUCCCAAGGGAAAACUGCAGAAGCUGAAGAUGUGAUGCAGUAUAUCGCUCUUGGCAAUGGAAAAGAAAGAUUAAAUAUAAAAUUAAAACCAAGCGCAGGAACUUUGCGGAAGGACGAAUCACCCCCUGGCAUCCUACACUUAAUAAAACACCCAGUCCUUCGGUGGCGAACCAUCAUACUCAUGUACAUCUGGUACGUCUGCAGCUUUGUAUACUAUGGGCUAACUUUAAAUGCUGGUGAAUUAGGAGGAAAUCUUUAUUUAAACGUUGCUCUUUAUGGUCUUGUGGAAGUUCCAGCCUUUCCACUCUGCAUGUUCUUUAUUGAGAAAUCUUGGUCUGGAAGACGUAAAACUAUGAUGUGGUUUCUGAUAUUUGCAGGAUUUGCCUGUAUAUUUACCAUGUUCUUGCAAAAAAAUUCUGGUUUGCUCCUCAGUCCCACCUUGUUAGCUUUGUGUGGAAAAAUGAUGGUGAGCGCUGCUUUCAACAUUGCUUAUAUUUAUACAUCUGAACUGUACCCAACAGUGCUGAGAAAUGCUGGCCUGGGGGUCUGCUCCAUGUCUUGCAGAUUUGGGGGCAUUUUGGCUCCAUUUGUGCCAACUAUGAAGUCUCUUAGUCCUUCUGUACCGUUCGUGGUGUUUGGAAUCAGUGGGCUGUCAGCGGGAUUCCUGACCCUCCUCCUCCCUGAAACACUGAAUAAGCCAAUUGCAGAGAGCAUUGAAGAGCUCCAGAGUCCCAAAUACAGAGUGCUUAAAAACGAGAAGGCUGAGCAGACCAGCUAGAGGAAAACACAUAAGUUUCAGAAGGUCUCUCAAUGGUGAAAAAUGAAGCCUCCAUUGAGAAGGUGCUGCAGAGCUGAAGGGCAGAGUCUGGUUGGAUGUAUCUGAGUGGGAGUGUUGGAGCACUCACGUAUAAUGCUGUUUGUAGCACACUGAACAGUUCUAUGUGGAGACAAGCUGAGAAGAUGGAAGAAGCUGAUCGAAGCUUGGGAGGGAAGAGGUGACAAAUAUUUGCAUUAAUGUAAAGACUUAACAAAACCAUGCUUUGGAUGUUUGGACUUCUCUGUGGCUUCUAAAAAUGAAGUAUUCAAUUAAUUUAUGUUACAAACUAUAAUUGCUAGCUUCAGAUUAAGCUAUAAUGCUGCAAGUGAAUUGAAUCAAUGUGUAUGAUAUCAAAAUUCGAUGGUCUUGCAUAUUCACACAAGCUGCAGUUGUGGAAAGUACCAGUGUCCUGUAUAUGCUAGUUUUCUCCAUAGAUUUGCCUCUAAAUUACAGAAUACCUCACAGUGUGAAGAGACCAAGGAUUUUCAUGUGUUGUUGGCCUUGGUAUGUCCAGCAUAAGAAGCUUGAACAGGAGAAUAAAUGGAUUUCCUUGUGAGAAGAAUUUUUUGAUACGGUUGAGCAUGAAAAGCCAUGUUGAAGUUACAGUAGCACUGUAAUGGAAAAGUGAUAUCAAACCUUUAAGAGGGGGGAAAAGGUACAUUUACAGGAGAGGAUAAGUAGUCUUUUAGUCAAAGUUUAUUUGGUUUAGCUGUAUGCGUUGAUCUGGAAAUGAUCAAAUGUGUCAUAUAUUGUAUAAUACAUGUAAUAAAAUAAAUUUUCCAUAUGGAUUGGACAUUCUUCCAGUGCUUAGGUGAUGCUGACGUAAGGGCAGAUUGUGUGUGCACUUAUUUUCUGGGGCUGAAGCUUGAUGGCAACCAACCUAUAGAAUAUGCUGCAAACCUUUACCUUCUGAUUGACUUACUCAGCAUUUUUGUGAUGUGUAACUGAGGAUUAGAACUGAGUUUGUGAAAAUUGUUCUGAAUAAUAUUAAUGCCUUCUGUUGCAGUAACAUUUAUAACCACAGCGACUAAUUAGACUUCUUAAAAGGAUAACUGUUUCAGCAGAGAUAUGGUAAAAAAAAAAAAAAAAAAAACAACGUCUGUUACUGUUGACUUAUUUAAUUACAAGGAAUAACAUUUAAUAUGAAAUAGAACAAUAUCAAGUUGUAUUCCCAAGGCUGAGAAGAGACUGGAACAGGAGGAUCGUGAAGGAUCGUAUGGUAGGAAUCAUUUCCCCAUCCCGUGCCAUGUUAAGUGGAUCAGCCUAUACCAGAGCAUUUUUUCCUCUAUCAUUUCUUUUGCAUCCUAUGAAAAAAGAAAACCAACCAAAAAAAAACAACAACCAGGAAAUGAUGAUCAUUUGCAUUUUGAACAUGCUUAUUUCUGCUUCAUUUGUCCAGCAAUUAAUGAUUUAUUUGCUUGAGGAGACUUGUGUGAAUGUGGUGGCUUGAUGACCAGAAAGCUGUGUGUCACAAAUAGAAGUUAAUGAUCUUUCCAACAGCUGUGGCGUGGUCUCACUUGUGCAUGGUGCCUGCAGUUCUUGUGCGUGGGCAGCUGGGUGGUACUUUGUCUCCAACAUCCAAAAGACAAUAUGAAGGGGAACAUCAGCUCCCCUUUUUGUUCUUUUCAGUUCAGUUUAACAACUGGUUUGCAUUCUUAAGCUUAAUUUGUAUAUCUUUGCUGUGUUUUGCUAUUGCUGGAUAAAAAGAUGCCAUUGGCAUGGAGGAGACUGCAGAGUAUUUUACCAGUUGUAUGUUUAGAAAUAGAGAAAUGUUUUUAUAGGUUUAUAAAAUGGAAUUUCAGUUGGACUAACAUAGUGCAUUAUGUCUUACAGGGCACUAAAGAAACCAGCUGUUUCUUUACUUAUCAUUACUAUAUACAUGUCAGCAAAUCAGAAAAAGAAGCCUUUUUUGUCAAAUAACUGUUUGGGUUUUUUAGUAGAUAUUUUCACUUAAAGCUUCUUGCCUUGUAGAAUUAGAAAUUCUUCAUGUGAAACUACUUUUUCCCAUUAAUUCUAAUGAAGACAAAGCAGUUUGGGGGAGGGAUACCCUAAUAAAUUCUUUACUCAGGAUGGGACUGUAAUCCAUUGCUUUGUGUUUCUGUAAAAAGAAUAAAGGGAGCUGAGUUAA